UGUCAGUGUCAUGUCUUAUUUAUAAACACAAAUCAAAGCAUUUUAUAUUAGCUAAUAAUUCUCUGAUAUUAAUUCAUAUCUGCGUUGCAUAUAAAGUUAAUAAUAAUUUAAUAUAGUUUGAAAGUAUGUACUUGAAAUAAUUAAAAUGUCUGAAGAAACGAAACAUAACACCAACAAUAGGUUAUGCGGCUUAUGCGAAAAGAAUACCAGCAAAUACUGCUGCCCUCGAUGCGAAGUACUCUACUGUUCCCUCGACUGUUACAAAACAGAAAAACAUUUGCAAUGUUCAGAGAGCUUUUACAAGGACUGCGUCAAUCAGGAGCUUGCUUCUAAUAAUGUAGAUGAUGAAUCUAAAAAUCAAAUGAUUGAGAUCCUGAAGCGAAUGCAGGACCAAGAAACAGAUGGCACAGAUAAUGUAGAUGAAAAUGAAAGUAUAGAUUCGGAUGAUGAAAUUCAAGUCGAUUUACAUGAACGACUGCAAGAUAUGAAUUUAGAAGAUGCAGAUUCUGUAUGGAAUGCCUUAACUGAAGAUGAAAAGAAUGAAUUUGAGGCAAUAUUAAGUCAAGGAAAUGUAGGGGCUAUAGUGUCUCAUUGGGAGCCUUGGUGGAUGUAUCGUCGGGAUAAAAAGUUGAUCGAAGAUUUGAAACAACCUAAUAAUGAAGAAGAAAUACUUAAAAAUUGUCCUUGUAUAAAAUCUGUCCCUCUAUUCAAUACUCUAACGAGCAUCAAGCCAUCACCAUCUAUAAGGUUCAACAUUAUAAAUGUACUAGCGGCAUAUGCAUUCAUAAUGCGCUACUUCAAUGGGGAAGUGGAGCCAGUAGAAGCAACUACUUGUGUGUUAAACGUUUGUGAUAAUCUGAAUAACAAUAGUAAUUAUGAUGAUCCUGAUAUAGCAGUGGAGGCAGUCACACAAAAGUGUUUACAGAGUGAACUCAUAGAAACAGAUGAAGAUAGUCUCGAAAUUAUGAGACACGACACAUUCCUUUUAUUUCAAGGACCAAGUGAAGAUAACGCCCUAUUCUACACUAAAGCAGCUCUUUCACACCUUAUUCAAAUAUUUAAUGAAUCAAAAUCAUCAUCAAAAAUUAAACCCGAGGAUAAACAAAGUAAAGGUGACUUUACAAGAAAGUUCCCUGAUCAUGGAAAGAAUCACCUUCCCUCACUAGAUAUAAGUAAAGUUAAGAAAUGCAUAAAGAAAAUGGAAUUUUAUAUAUCAUUCUUGAAUACAUGUAAAUAUUAAAAUG
This is a messenger RNA of Colias croceus (clouded yellow), 1244 nucleotides long. Its product is annotated as zinc finger HIT domain-containing protein 2. The record is from RefSeq and is a predicted model, not a curated record. Lineage: Eukaryota; Metazoa; Arthropoda; Insecta; Lepidoptera; Pieridae. The coding region runs from base 146 to 1240 and encodes 364 amino acids. The transcript is spliced from 4 exons.